GUGACCAGAUGGCAUAGGACACCACCAGCAGAGCAACAAUCCUCUUAAGAGUUGCACAAAUGUCUGCCAAGGCCAGUGACAGUAUGCAGACCACGACAGAGCUGCUCGACCAGACAGAGAACAGUCUGCUUGAAUGCAAAGUGUGCUUUGAAAAAUACAACCAGCAGAAAAAGCGCCGGCCAAGGAACUUGCCAUGCGGACAUGUCAUGUGCCUGGAGUGUGUCACAUCACUGGCCCAUCCCCGGAGUUUGAAGCUGGAGUGCCCUUUCUGCCGCAGGGCUUGCAAAUCUUCCGAGACCAGCGACUGCUUGCCAUUGUUGCACCUGAUGGAGAUCUUGAGCUCUUCACCCAACAGUGUUCCGGUUUCAGGAAGGACCGUUGGAGCAGCUGAGGAUGUGGUGAUGCCAGCAUCUCAGGUCUUAACAUUUCACCUGUCUUUCGGAGGAUGGGGAACCCUGGUCAACCCAACAGGGAUUGCUGUGUGCCAGAGGUCUGCCUGCCUAGCGGUGGCUCACGACGGCAAGAAGAGGAUUAAGCUGUUCAGUUUCAACGGGCGCGUCAUACAACAGUUUGGAGAAAGAGGGCAGGCAGGAAAUGACAUCAGGUACCCGACCGAUGUCACAAUCACGCUGGACGGCCAUAUUGCAGUCACGGACAGCGGGGAUCGUUCUGUCAAAGUGUUCGACUUCAACGGCAGGGGAAAGCUGGUUAUCUCCGAGUCCUUCGGUUUACCUUGGGGUCUGGAUACUACGCCUCAGAACGAUGUGAUCAUGACCGAUUCAGUGGCAGGUGCUCUGUAUCGCUUGACAGCGGACUUUAAGCGGGGGGAAUUAAAGGGGGUGGAAAAACUCUGUUCUAAUUUGUGCGACCCGAGGAAAGUGGCUGUUUCUCAGGCCUCUGGGGCCAUUGCUGUCAUAGAGCAUUCAGUGGCGCAAGGACCAAGCUGCGGCUGCACCAUGCUGAAAGUAUUUGCUGCAGACAUGCAGCUCAUAAGCCAGGUGGACACUUUUGGCCUCAAUCUAGUAUUUCCUUCCAAAAUAUAUGCCAGUGAUGUGACCUUCAGCAGGGAAGGUCAAGUAAUAGUAACCGAUGGCUAUAACCAAGCAGUCUUCUGCCUUGGAAAACCUGAAGAGUUCCCUAUGUGUAAACCUAUCAUUACCCAAGGUCUUUCUUACCCUUUGGCAUUAGCUUUCACACCAGACAGUUCUCUGAUUGUCUUGGAUGGUGGAGAUCAUUCUUUAAAAGUAUUCACAGCUAGCUGAAAUAUGGGGGUGUGUUGCUUUCACAUUGCCUGAUCCAGUUCACAGCUUAACAGAGACUAUGUGGAAGCUCUUUGUGCCUAACACCCCAACUUCUUUAAGGAUAGCUGAUUAAGUUGAUGGAUUAUGUCGAAAUGGCUAAAAUGACCGGAAGAAUUAGAAAUCAGGAAGACCACAAUUUUAAUAAGGAAUGGGGGAAAUUUAUAAUUCAUCUUAAAAGCCAUUGUAAACAGUUAAAAUCGAUAGUAGGAUUGGAAUAAUGUUUGUGGUUUAAUGGUGAAUUUUGAACACAACGGAGAGGUAAAAGAUUUGGAUCAUUAUAAAAGAUGCAGGAGGAAAUGAUUAACAAUAGGACCCACAAAGCGGAGGAGGGGAAGUUCAGGAGAUUCUUUGGAAUCUUGUUUCUGUGUUGUAUGUUGGAUAUGUGACGGUAAAAUUAUAAUCUGAAAAACCAAAUAAAUAAAUUGAGAGAGAGGGAGGGAGAAGCUGAUAUGAAUCUUAUCCAUGUUGUGUAUUGUGGAAUCAGUCCAGUGGAUGUGAACUAGACUACCUAAGGCUGUAAUACGUACUGUAACCACAGGCUAGUGAGGAAAUCCCACUGAACUAAGGUGCUGGAUGUUUAUGUUGGCCAUUGCCAAAGGAGUUACUUUAGUUGGGUAUUAGAGAAGCUGUAUGUGAAGAAUGCUGGUAACUUUCUAUGUUGGGCUGUAGACAGGCUUGUGUUUCCCUUGGAUUUUCGAUGGCACAUGUGAAAGCCCACCUUCAGCCAGAAUGUAUGACUGCCCCCCUCUUGCAUAAGCAAAUGAGUGUUUAAGAGAAUGGGCAGCAUCUGUUCGUGCAGUCUUCCCCCAAUCUGGUACCCUCUGGGUCUUUUGGACCACAGAUUCCAUUCACUCCAGCUGUAUCACCUUCCCAGCUAGCACUGAUGACAGUUGCAGUCCAAAACAUCUGGAGGAUACCAGGUUUAGGAAGUCAUGUUUUAUGACAUUGCGCUGGCCAUUGUAAGCUGACCCAAGAAAUUCAACACUGUGGCAGCAUUAGUCAGGGCUGCUACACUGGGGACAGAUGCCUUCACCAGAUGUGUUGCCAGGUCAUCCUGCAAAGCAUUUAAGCGGAACAAAGUGGGGCAGAGAAGGGGCAUGUUCAGGAUGGUGGAGGCAUGGGAAUGACUCAUGGCCAUGCCAUUAAACCAGCUUUUUCCACACACCUUGAAGCCAGUUAAACUAGUGCAAACCUGCCUUUUCAAGGGUGUUCCGUUGGGUGUAUAUUUUAUAGAACAGAUCAUCUCCAUCUGUUUUAUACUGGAUACCUCUGAAUCUGUCAUUGACCGUUGUAACUACACAUAUUUAUAGAAGGAGUGCCUGUUUGGCUCGUUAUAUUAUAUAUUUUUUCCAUUGCAGAUUUAAAAGAAACUGUGAUUUUAAUUGUAUUUUUUGGGUUGUUGUUUAAAUAUAAAAAAUGUAAAAACUCUUUAUUUUGAUGAAUGUAAAGUGCCGAACUGCGCCUUACACACAGCUGUGCUUCUUUUUUAUGAGUUUCAGUUAAAAAACAAUGGGGGGAGGGCUGCUUAACCAUUUCCCUUCUGGCUGUUUUUCUGCAAACCCCACCCCCCUUCAUUCCAUAGAAGAAAAAAUACACGUGCCAAUAUAAUAUUUCCUGUACAGAGAAACACACCCGGGGUUAAUUUUGAGUUGGGGGAGGCAGCUGGAAGAAAAGUUACAUAACCCCUCCUUCCUGCCAUUUUUCGACUGAAAUUUGUGGCCUCAAAGGCUGUUUUUAGUUUUUAAAAAUCAUACACAUCAGAAAGAAAGAUCCCUUUGGUUGCAUCUUGCCCCGCACCCCGCUACAAUACAUAACCUUUGUUGCUGUUAGAAACAGAAGGCCCAGUGUAUUGCUGGUAACGCUAGACACAAUUUAUUUCUGUUUUCUUAAGUAUAACAUAGAAGUGUUUUUAGAAUGUUAUUGAGAUGAGCUUAAAGAAUCUCUGAUCAUGGGAUAAUCAGGCUGUUAGGAUGGGGGGCGGGAAUGUAGUGCCUUUUCCCCACUAGUUAUUCUGGUAGAACUGUUACCUUUCUCUUUGAUAAAUUAAGGAAGAAAUAAAUUAAAAACUCAUGAAAUACUACAAAAAAGUUUUAACAUUACAGGUUGACCUGGGGGGAAAGGUUUACUGCAUCAAGAUAUUGAUGACUUAGGACCUUGUGAGAUUUUAAAAAAAAUAUCUCAUUGUGUUUAAUAAUGAAAAAAAGAUAUGCAUAUUCUCUUUUCCUUUGGUUGUGGGGAAAAUGUUGGAAGUCCAGUACCUACUUGUGGCAAAAAAUUGUGGAAUUACAUUAGCAUGGAAAGGACCCAGUGAACUCUGAGGUGUAUCUUCCUUUUUAUCUGCAAACGUGAUCUUUUUAAUGAUGAAAUUGUCACUGUAUCAUGCCAUGCUGUUGUUGAUUAGGAAGCACUUUUCUCUGGCUGACUCAGCAGUUCACCUUCUACACACUGAGAGCCAAAACAGACACCAUUGAGAUGGUGGUAGGAAGGGAAGAGAUUUGGAUAUACGGAAGAUUAAACUGUGAAUUAUAUAUAUAUUUUUAAAGUUGGAGCCUAAGUUAGUUGUACUUAAUAGCUACUGAAAAAAUGGGAUGAACAGAGUCAUGACUUAUGUUGCAUUUGGGGGGGGGGCACCAAAUUUUGGCCUUGCACAGGGCUCCACUGAAAUUUGAAAAACCAAAGUCCUCCCCCGAUUUGUUACAGUUGUUUUAAAUAUCCCACAAGAUAAACAAACUAUGGCAACAUUAUUAAUACAACUUGUCCAAUAGCUCAGGGCCGAAAUAGACUUGAUGUGAGGGAAUCUAUAACUGGAUCGCAGGACUUUUUGUUUUUAUUUGAAAUAAUCCACAAGACUUGAAUCUUUCAGCAUCCUACUAAAAACUGCCCCCACCGUGAAAUCUGUAAUGCCUUCACACCUACAUUAUGAAUUUUAUUUAUGAAUGUGCAGUUCUGUUUUCUUAGAAUAGUCUUCCAUGUUUUAUGUCUCCCAGUGCAUUUGGGAGUACUGUGGGUGUCCCAUGGAUAUGAACGGAUGCUGCUGCCUCAAUCCUUGAAGUAUCAGAUGCUCCAUCUAUGGCCAGCUUUCUCUUUACAUUGAAAAACACCAUUAUCAUGCCUUUCUAUUGGUCUAUUUAAGUUUGUUGGAACUCCAGAUAAAUGUGAGCACUGUAUGUUGCAAGACAACAUGUACAACAGUGAUUCCCCUCCCCACUGAGUUUUAUCUUCAUCACCCUGUCACAUACAAUGAUUCACUGAAUUUCAAAUCACAUUGUUUUCUGUUAAGAGCUAGUAGUAGACAUAGCAACCCAUUUAAAAAAAAUGUUUCUUAUG
Molecule: messenger RNA, 4628 nt
Organism: Podarcis lilfordi (Lilford's wall lizard)
Lineage: Eukaryota; Metazoa; Chordata; Lepidosauria; Squamata; Lacertidae
Source: the annotation of a GenBank genome assembly